CAAGCUGUCCCCUUGUGGUCAUAGUGUGGGAUGCUUUAGUUUGGAUCAGAGGCAGAAAUCCAGAUUCAAUGAGUUCAAAUAGAGCUCCAGGAAAGAGAAGGACGGAUUUACAGAAGAACAGGAGGUUUGAAACAAGACAUGAUAGUGUCAGGGUUGGUGUUUUGAAGAGAGAGGUGAUAAUAGAUUUAAAGGUGAGAGAGAGAGAGAAUACAUGGAGAGAGGACUUGUUGCUAAUAUGGGGACCAGGAGUUAGAGCGAAUAGUGUCAAGGGAACAGGAGGCAGGAAUUAUGGACAAGAUGGGCUCAGAGACAGUGUGAGGGAAGUGUGGUUUGAAAUUAACAAAAGAUGUGAGUUUAGGGGUAAGAUAGGAGGUAACUUUAGCAGAUAUUUAGGUUUGGGGAGAAAGGGUUGUGCCAGAAGAAAAAGAUUGGUCGGACUCAUUCUUAAACAAAGAGUCUGAAGGCUCCUCACAUUCAUUGCGGGGGACGUGGAGGUGCUAGUGUUGACUGGCAGUGUACAAGGUCAGAAAUCUCACAACACCAGGUUAUAAUCCAAUAGGUUUAUUUGAAAUCACAAACUUUCUAAACGCUGCCCCUUCGUCAGGUGAAGUGAAGAGAGCACCCAGGCACAGACAGACAUUAUAAUCAGAGAGAUCAAAAGAUCAUACAAAUGGUGCGAGUGGAGUGUCAACAAGCCAAAUGAUAGCUCUCUGCAGGUGAUCAAGAGUGUCACACGGUGUGUAUAAACAGCAAAAUAACAAGCUAAAGGUUGAUUUAUAAUCUGAUUAAUUGAAGCAGAGAGAUCUUAAAAAAAUAAGGUGGUGCUGGAGACAGACCAAAUGACUGGAAUAACAUCAGGAACAAAAACGGAAGUUGCUGGAAGCUCAGCCGCUCUGUCAGGACUAUUCUGAGGAUGGGUCACUGGACCUGAAAUGUUAACUCUGAUUUUUGUUUUCUUCACAGAUGCUGCCACACUUGCUUAGCUACCAGCAACUUUCUGUUUUUGCUCCUGAUUUAUAGCAUCCGCAAUUCUUUCGGUUUUUUAUUUUGACUGGAAUAACAUGAUAAGUAUAAGAGUCACAUACCAUAGGUCUAACUAAAGUAACAAGUAAUCCAAAAUUGUACAAACUAAUUAAGGUAGAGAGAUUAUAACAAGUCAUCAAGGUGAUGGUGUCAAAACUGAACAGAAAGAAAGAUUUGACAGAACAGUAUGGUGGAGUCGCAUUUAGUGUGACGUGUGUCCAAGAUCACAGUUGAUGUCAUCUUCACAGCUACGGAACUUGGCUAUUAGUUUCUGCUUGUCGAUUCUGUGCUGUUGUGCAUUCCAAAAGCCACCUUAGAGAACGCUUACCCGAAGAUUGGAGGCUGAAUGUCCUUGACCACUGAAGUGUUCCCUGACUGAGAGGGAACAUUCCUGUCUGGCAAUUGUUGUGCAGUAUCCAUUCAUCCAUUGUCUUAGCAUCUGCAUGGUCUCGCUAAUGUACCAUACCUCGGGGCAUCCUUGCCUGCAGCAUCUGAGGUAGAUGACAUUGACCGAGUCACAUGAGUUUCUGCUGUGGUGUUCCCACGUGUGAUGGUAGUAUCCAUAUUGAUGAUCUGGUAUGUCUUGCAGAAGUUGCCAUGACCGGAUUGUACAGUGUUGUGGUCAGUGUUGUCCUGAAGACUGGACAGUUUGCUGUGAACAGUAGUGUGUUUAUGGUUGGUCAGUUGUUUUAAGGCAAGAAGUGGAGGCAUGGAGAAGAUUUUGGCAAGAUGCUCAUUGUCAUCAAUAAUGUAUUGAAGACUGCAAAGAACAUGGCGUAGUACUGGAUGACGAAGGGUACUUUAUCAGUCGUAUCCUGUGUUUGUCUUCUGAGGUGUUCAUUAUGAUAUUUUGCUGUGGCACACCGGAGCUGGUGAUCAAUGAGUUGAGCAUCUUAUCCUGUUUCUAUUAGGGCACCCUUCACCACCUUCAGGUGUCCAUCGCAUUCCUCCUCAUCCAAACAGAUCCUGUAAAUGCACAGGGCUUCUCCAUAGGGAAUGGCUGUUUUAAUACAUUUAGGGUGGAUGCUAGAGAAGUGCAGCAUCAUGAGGUGAUCUAUAGAUUUGCGGUAAAGUGAGAUACUGAGAUGCAUGUGUCCAAGAAUGAGACUUACUUUAAGGAGCAGUCCACAGUAAGUCUGAUGGUGGGAUGGAACUUGUAGAUAUCACUGUGCAGUCGUGAGCUGAUGGUGACUGUACUGACCACCCACACUGGGGGGAGAGAUACGGGGUUCAUAAGAGGCCCAGUGGCUCAGAGGAGCAGACUGGUAGAGAUGGAGGUAAAACUAGUGAAAAAAAGAAGAAUGGUGCAGAGACUGUGAGAGGAAAGCAAUGUUGAAAUCUUUGAGAACAUUUAGAUUAAGUGUAGGAUGGCGUAAAUCAUGAUUUUGAAAGAGGUGAUGGUGUGGAACACACAGGUUCAUACUCUGUAAUCCUGGGACUUUCUCCUCUUUGAGCAUCUUAUACUGUUCCACACCUUCACCUCAACAGCCCUGUUAGAGCAGUAGUAAAACACACAAGGGCUUCGUUUAAAAAGAAGGUGUCACUGGCACUCAGCUGAAUUCUUGGUUUUUGUGUCAUAUUCUGUGUAAUCAUCUCCAGGAUGUUUAUGGAUGACAAGUGCCAUUCUCGUGUGGAAUCUUUAUCCCAGAGCUACUGGAGAUGGGUCUUUACAUUGAUUCAAGGCUGAGUUUGCUGGAUUUUUGAAAAGAAGAAAGUGGUUUAAGUUUAAACCAGAUGAGCCAUGAUUGUAUUGAAUACUGAACCUGGCUGAAUGGCUUAUUCUUGUUCCUAUGUGGCUAAAGGCCUUAUUCACAAGGGAUUGGACAUUGUAGAAUGGGGCUGGGGAACAGCUGGCAGGGGAGGUCGUGAUUUGGUGGGGAGCAAGAUGAGCCCCUAUUGAGUGCUUUGGGCAGGAAUGUGAUUUUGGGAGUGGGAAUCAGGCACUUGGGAUUUUUGUCUUGACAAAACCAAAGUGGAACUGUCUGCUUAUCCACAGAGAGUCACAUCAGGAACAAUAACAGCAAGAUCAAAGCACUGGAGGUUGAGGAGAGACUUGGGAGGGUAGAAUACUUGGGAAGGCUUGGGAAGGAAGAAUAAGAGGAGAAGAGAUGGAUUUAGAAGGAGUAAAGAGAAGAAUUAGUUUAAAAGAAACAGGAAAAGCAGAAAUAGUCUGCAGUGGCGUGUGAAUGGAAUAAGUUACAGAUUUAUCUGCAAAAUAUUCAUCUUGUUCUGAGCCCUGACAAUCGGCUCCACAAGAACAUCUUCCUUCUGGUUCAGAAUCGGUCUGGUUCUUUGAGGUGGAUGGCUGUGAGUUCUCCCCCCCUCUCCCAAAGGGGUAGGGGUGGUUGGUAUUUCCCACACUGCCCCCAGGCCUGGCAUGAUGCUGAUUGGCAUGAUCUGGUUUCCAGGCUGAGGAUGGAAUCUGAACCCUCUCAGAAUAAACAGUUGGCGAAUCUGUCGAUGGAGUGGCGGAAACGAGUCAAGUCCGAGUACAUGCGUCUGCGCCAACUCAAACGUUUCCGGAGAGCAGAUGAAGUGAAGGAUAUGUUUAUCUGUAACCGCAACAAGAUCAGGAGCCGAACUGAGGUUCUGAAUGAAGACUGGAAGAAGCUGAAGAUCCAGCCAAUUGCUGGCAGCGCAGUGGGAGCUACAAGCUAUGGCAAAUGGAAGUGCACAGUUGAGAGUUUAUUCCUGAGUUUCAAGAGUCAGACGGUCAUACAGAAGAUGCUGAGCCCAGUGGCCAUGAGCCCAGUUAUGUAUUCCUGGUCUCCUCUCCAACAGAAUUUCAUGGUGGAGGAUGAGACUGUCUUGCAUAAUAUCCCUUAUAUGGGAGACGAGGUCCUUGAGCAGGAUGGUGUUUUUAUUGAGGAACUGAUCAAUAAUUAUGACGGGAAAGUGCACGGAGACAGAGAGUGUGAUUUUAUCAGCGAUGAGAUCUUUACUGCACUUGUCCGUGCUCUCAUUCGGGAGUCAGAUGAUGAAGUUAAGCCGACAACUCCCUGUCGUACCAACAGCCGACGGAAUAUGAAACAAGGACGGGAUGAAUCACAGUGCGGCGAUCAGAAUGCUGACGAUGGGACUGAAGAGAGGUCCAACAGAAGGCUCCCUCCUGACAAGAUCUUCAAAGCCAUUGCCAUGAUGUUUCCAGACAGGGGCUCUUCAAAGGACCUGAGAGAGAAGUACUGGGAGCUGACAAAACUCUGUGAUCCCUCAGCAGCCCCUCCAGAGUGCACUCCGAACAUUGAUGGACCUAAUGCUAAGUCUGUGCAGCGCCAACAAUCUCUGCAUUCCUUCCACACCCUUUUCUGCAGACGCUGCUUCAAGUAUGACUGCUUCCUGCACCCUUUUCAUGCGACACCAAAUAUGUACAAAAGGAAAAAUAAGGAGAUAAUGGUGGAAACAACACCUUGUGGAAAGGACUGCUUCAUGUUUCUGGAUGGAGCCAAGGAGUUUUCUGCCUCUCUCUCCACCAUUCAAAACAAAACACGAUCAAAACGGAGCACAGGACGGCGCAGAAAGCAUCACCAUAGUAACCAGAACCAGCCCAAUGUGGCACCCAUCACAGCCAGUGAGAUGAAAGAUGGCGACAGUGACAGGGAAUGCAGUGGUGAAAACUCCCAGAGCUUCUCAGAUUUGUCGGAGGGGAGUUCCCGGAGUCAAACACCCGUCAAACUGAAGCCAAUGUCUGGACCAGAUGAUGUCUGUGAGACCCCCAGUCCGAGCAAGACCCCCAGGAUAACUGAGACUCCUGGACCGACUGAGACCCUCAGAAUGAGCGAGAGCCCUGAAUUGAGUGAGAACUCUGGGAUGGGCGAGAUUCCUGGGAUGAGCGAGAUUCCCGGGUUGAGUGAGACCCCUGGGAUGAGCGAGAUUCCUGGGAUGAACGAGACCCCUGGAAUGAGCGAGACUCCCAGGAUGAGUGAGAGCUCUGGCUUGAGCGACAGCCCCGGGAUGAGUGAAAUUCCUGGAAUAAGCGAGACUCCUGGGAUGAGAGAGAGCCCCGAACAGGAUGUAUACAAUGCAAUUCCGCAGGCUGUAGCUUGGGACAGUGCUGAGGAAUCGUUGUUCCGUGUGUUACAUGGAACCUAUUUCAACAAUUUCUGUGGAAUUGCCAGAUUGAUAAAAACCAAGACCUGCAGGCAGGUGUAUGAGUUUGCAGUGAAGGAAUCUUCUAUCAUUCACAAGGUGCCCAUGGACCAACAUGUUCUGUCUCCGCCAAAGAAAAAGAGAAAGCACAGAUUGUGGGCAGCACAUUGCAGGAGGAUGCAGCUGAAGAAAGACAAUUCGUCCAAUCAGGUUUACAAUUACCAGCCAUGUGACCACCCCGAGCGGCCCUGUGAUGUCACAUGCCCCUGUGUCACAGCCCAGAACUUCUGUGAGAAAUUCUGCCAGUGCAGCCCAGAGUGUCAGAACCGUUUUCCUGGUUGUCGCUGUAAGACCCAGUGUAACACCAAGCAGUGCCCAUGUUACCUGGCAGUGCGUGAGUGUGACCCUGAUCUGUGCCAGACGUGUGGUGCAGCUGAGCACUGGGGCAGCAGAAAUGUCUCAUGCAAGAACUGCAGCAUCCAGCGUGGCCUGAAGAAGCACCUGCUGAUUGCUCCCUCAGACGUUGCAGGAUGGGGAACCUUCAUUAAGGAGUCCGUCCAGAAAAAUGAGUUCAUCUCUGAAUAUUGUGGAGAGAUAAUUUCUCAGGAUGAAGCAGAUCGUCGUGGGAAAGUCUAUGAUAAAUACAUGUCCAGUUUCCUCUUCAACCUCAACAAUGAUUUUGUUGUUGAUGCAACUCGCAAAGGAAACAAAAUCCGUUUUGCAAAUCACUCUGUCAAUCCUAACUGUUACGCGAAAGUUGUCAUGGUGAAUGGUGAUCACCGAAUUGGGAUAUUUGCGAAAAGAAUGAUCCACACUGGCGAGGAAUUAUUCUUCGAUUACAGGUAUAGUCAGGCUGAUGCACUGAAGUAUGUGGGAAUUGAACGGAAGAUGGAAAUGCUGUGAUCUCAGUGUUAGUUUCAUGUUAAGUUUUGUUUGAUUGUGAGUUAGACUGUGCAGCCACACCACAGCCAUCUUUCCUGAACACCUGGUGUGAUUUUGACCAAUAAUGAUUAUGUCAGACACAGGAAAAAGCAUAUUUCACAUUGCAGUGUGUUAUCAGUGCACUUCAACCUGCUUUUGCUGCAGAUAAGCACACUUACCCUUCCCCUGGCUUGCCCUGCAGGACCCAUCCCUGUUACUGGGAGUUUACUCCCUGAUCAAGCUGAACCAGGGACCAGAGCUUAAUACCCGUGAGAGGCAACUCCGUUGAAGAUUCAGAAUCUGAUCUUGUGGGAGAAACACAUCCGUUCCCCAGGAGCACAGUCCAGAGUUGACAGACAUCUGAGAAAUCAGACAGCUGUCACGACUUCUUACUGUGGACACAUUGAGUUGGGUUCCUAAUGUCAGGCAAUAUCUAGAAAUUAGUUGGAACAGUGAGCAGUAUAGUCAGCUCAGAGUAUGGAAGCCCCGUUCGCUGUGUUUAUUGUUUCUGCAGAGAGAGAGAGAAAGUUUAGAAAGGUGAAGGAUGGUUCUAUUACACUGGACUAACUUGCUGCAGCAGUAGCCACAUUAUAAGCUUAGCUUGUGAAAGAUCCCACUGCCUAGGAUUUUCAAACCCUACUUAGCUCUCAUCUAUGAUGUCUGCAUCUACUGUUACCAAGUGACACUCUUACAUCAGCAGUUAGUUAGUUGUCCUAAUGUAACUGGGCUUGUGUGAAGCAGUCCGUUCUCUGCUGGAGUGAUGGUUUUGACUGAGAAAAAAGAUAGAUUCAAUUUCAGGGAACUGACUUUGCAGUUUCUGAUUUUUUUGGCAACAGUUGGGUUCUUGAAGUGAAGCUUGAAGCAGAAUCCUUUAAGUUACACUUGAAAUAAAAAUGAUAAAAUUA
Stegostoma tigrinum is the source of this 6935-nucleotide messenger RNA. It is a transcript of the gene ezh1, whose product is annotated as enhancer of zeste 1 polycomb repressive complex 2 subunit. Gene Ontology annotation, biological process: chromatin remodeling. Bases 3325 to 6012 code for a protein of 895 amino acids. The transcript is spliced from 19 exons. The record is from RefSeq and is a predicted model, not a curated record. Lineage: Eukaryota; Metazoa; Chordata; Chondrichthyes; Orectolobiformes; Stegostomatidae. Gene Ontology annotation, molecular function: protein binding; histone H3K27 methyltransferase activity.